CCAAACACCCACAACUACUCCAUAUGUGUAUAUGAACUUUCCAAGCUCAAACCAAAACUCCAUAACUAAUAAAUUCUCCAGAAAAAAGCACACCCCUCUAAAACGAAGCCAUGAGAAAACGAUCAAUAUCAGCUGGAUUUCUCUUCUCUGCGAUAAUCACUUUCUCUCUCCUACCAAUCUACGCUGAUGAACACAAAUUCUCAAUUGAUGGAAAAGUGAUCGACUUAGACGAAUCAAAUUUUGAUUCUGCAAUUUCUUCCUUCGAUUAUGUCUUCGUCGAUUUCUACGCACCUUGGUGUGGUCACUGCAAGCGUCUUUCUCCUGAGUUGGAUAAAGCUGCUGCUGCGCUUGCUGAACUAGAGAAACCCAUAGUGAUUGCAAAAGUCGAUGCUGACAAGUACAGGCGUAUUGGUGAUAAAUAUGAGAUUGAUGGCUUUCCAACUCUGAAGCUCUUCAUGCACGGUGUUCCUGUUGAUUAUAACGGACCAAGAAAAGCUGAUUUACUUGUUCGUUUUUUGAAAAAGUUUGUUGCUCCUGAUGUAUCCAUUCUUGAUUCAGACAUUGCUAUUAGCAACUUUGUUGAAGCAGCUGGCCCCCAUUUCCCUAUCUAUGUUGGCUUUGGAAUGAAUGAGUCUAUCAUAUCCAAGUUUGCUAUUGAAUACAAGAGAAAAGCAUGGUUUUCAGUGGCAAAGGAUUUUUCAGAUAAAGUUAUGGAAUCAUAUGACUUUGACAAAGUUCCAGCUCUGGUGUCCCUCCAUCCAACUUACGAUGAGAAAAGCAUAUUCUAUGGGCCAUUUGAUGAUCAAUUCUUGGAAGAGUUCAUCAAGCAAAAUCUAUUCCCCUUGUGCUUGCCUAUUAACUCAGACACACUUAAAAUGUUAAGAGAUGAAAAGAGGAAAAUUGUCCUUACAUUUGUGGAGGAUGAAAAUGAUGAUAAAACAAAGAAGCUGAUCAAGUUAUUAAAGGCAGCUGCUUCUGCAAAUCGUGAUUAUCUAUUUGCUUAUGCCGGUCUCCUGCAAUUCCAGGACUUUGUUGAGACAUUUGAGAUCAGUACGAAGACGAAACUGCCAAAAAUGGCUGUUUGGGAUGGUAAUGAAGAAUAUUUCAAUGUAAUUGAUUCAGAGAGUAUUGGUGAAGAUGAUCAGGGAUCCGAAAUAACACGCUUCCUCGAAGGAUAUAAAGAAGGAAGGACAGUAUCAAAGAAGAUUAGUGGCCCGUCAUUCAUGCAGUUCCUGAAUUCCAUGAUGGGCUUCAAAUUGAUUUUCCUUGUUGUUUUUAUUAUAGCUGUAAUGAUGAUAAUACACACCCUUGGUAAAAGUGACGAGGAUGAUGCUAGUGAACGGCCUUUGAGACCUGAUAGCAGUGAAGUAGAAAGAUCAGGUGACAAGGAAGACUAGGAGAAAUAUGUAAUUCCAAGGUAAUCUGCAUUACAACAAUCUUGGCACAAUCUGACUUGAAGGACUGUUUGCAGGGAGAAAAAGACGAGCUGCUGACUUCGGUAUACAAAUACUACAAUCAUGUUUGGAGUUAAGUUAUGAGGUCACUCCAAUUUUUGUAAUGUUAUUGACAAUGGUUUUCUCUGCUGAUAAGUGAGAACCUUUUAUGCUUUGUAAAGCUCUAGCUGUUUUAUUCUUCUGGGUUUCAGAUCCUUGUUCAUUUUGUACCAUUAGUUUUACUCGUUUGGAACAGUGUUGAACGCGAAUAAAAGAAAGUGGUUUAUCUUUGAAAGAUCA
This is a messenger RNA of Beta vulgaris subsp. vulgaris (sugar beet), 1733 nucleotides long. Its product is annotated as protein disulfide-isomerase 5-2. The transcript has 5 exons. The coding region runs from base 111 to 1397 and encodes 428 amino acids. Gene Ontology annotation, cellular component: endoplasmic reticulum. The record is from RefSeq and is a predicted model, not a curated record. Lineage: Eukaryota; Viridiplantae; Streptophyta; Magnoliopsida; Caryophyllales; Amaranthaceae. Gene Ontology annotation, biological process: protein folding; response to endoplasmic reticulum stress. Gene Ontology annotation, molecular function: protein disulfide isomerase activity.